AACAUCAAAUUCUUCUGAAUUUACAUAUCAUCUUUAUCCGUCGUUCACGCGUAGAUAUGAAAAUCAAUGCUACGUUGACAGAAAAAACAGAGUACAAAAGGUCUGGAUUGACGUCUGCUCGACUUCUUUUUAUUUUAGAGUACUAUUGUUCAAAGCACAAGCCAGAAGAUAGAGCUCCGAAUCCUUUUUUAAAAGAAAUUAUUAUUCUGUCUGAUCAGGUACGGAGACGUCGGUUAAGGUCUGAGAAAAAUCGUUGUUGAGGAAGGUUUUGGUUUGUUCGAGGUUUUAUGAUGGACGGGAAGCUUGUGGGCGCCGAUAUUCAUGGCUUCCAUACAUUGCAUGAUUUAGAUGUUCAGAAUACUCUGGAAGAGGCCAGAACAAGGUGGCUCCGUCCAAAUGAAAUUCACGCAAUCCUCUGUAAUUACAAGUAUUUCAGCAUCAAAGCCAAGCCGAUGAACUUGCCCCCAAGUGGCACUAUUCUAUUGUUUGACCGUAAGGUGCUUAGGAACUUCCGGAAGGAUGGUCAUAAUUGGAAGAAGAAAAAUGACGGGAAAACUGUCAAAGAAGCCCAUGAACACUUAAAAGUUGGUAAUGAAGAAAGGAUCCAUGUAUACUAUGCGCAUGGGCAAGAUAACCCAACCUUUGUUCGCAGGUGUUACUGGCUUCUUGACAAGAACCUAGAACACAUAGUCCUUGUUCAUUACCGUGAAACUCAGGAAUUGCAAGGAUCUCCAGUAACACCUGUCAAUUCAAAUUCUAGUGGUGUCUCUGAUCCAUCUGCAACUUGCCUUUCAUCAGAGGAGCACGAGACUGGUUCUAAUCAUGGAUAUAAUGCCUGCAAGAAAGAAAUUUUAGGUGAAUCGAUAGGGCCUGGUGACAAUUUAACUGUCCAGAAUCAUGAACUGACGAUUCAUGAGAUUAAUACUCUCGAGUGGGAUGAGCUCCUACUGACAAAUGAUUCUAACAUCUCAACUGCACCUACAGGAGAUACAAGCUUUGAUCAAUCAAAUCAAAUUGCAGUAAAUGGAUCUUUACAUGAUGGAGCAAAGUUUUCAGCUGAAGUUUCUUCUUUCAGCAAUUUGACAGAACUGGUCGCUAGCAGCGAUAACAUGCACUUGAGUUUCCGGGACAACGUUCAUAUCCAGACACUGGAGAGUCAAGUGAACACAAACGAGCCCAGAAGGGAUUCUAUUACCAUGGGAAGCACUAAUUCCUCAGACAUUUUGGUCCAUGAUGGAUUGCAAGGACAGGACAGUUUUGGAAGGUGGAUGAACCACAUCCUUGCUGACUCGCCAGGUUCAUCAGAGAACACAGUGCUAGAAUCCUCAAUUUCUUCAGGUCAUGAAUCAUUUGUCUCUUCUGUGAUGGAUCAUCAGAAAUCUUCAGUUCCAGAGAAAAUAUUUACCAUAACAGAUGUCUCACCUGCGUGGGCAUUUUCUACUGAGAGAACAAAGAUCCUGGUAACUGGGUUCUUUCAUGAGGGGUGCCAACAUCUUUGGAAGUCUAGUCUCUUUUGUGUCUGUGGCGAUGCCUGUGUUCCUGCAGAAGCUGUUCAGGGUGGGGUGUAUCGAUGCUUGGUAUUACCACAUUCUCCUGGAUUAGUAAACCUUUUCAUGAGUUUUGAUGGUCACAAACCGAUCAGCCAAGUCAUGAAUUUUGAGUAUCGUACUUCUUUAUUGAGUGACCCAGUAGUUUCCUCAGAAGAGAAUUACAAGUGGGAAGAGUUUCAAGUUCAGCUUCGUCUUGCCUCUCUGCUCUUCUCUACAUCCAAGAGCCUUAAGAUUAUGUCUAAUAAAGUAUCACCAAAAUCCCUGAAGGAGGCUAAAAAGUUUGCUGACAGAAGCUCUAUGAUUUUGAAUGGUUGGGCAAAUUUUAGCAAGUCAAUUGAAGACAACAAACCGCUCUUUCCACAAGCCAAAGAUGGUCUGUUUGAACUCACUUUGAAAAACAAGGUAAGGGAGUGGCUGCUGGAAAGAGUUGUUGAAGGCUCCAAAACCACUGAAUAUGAUGCCCAAGGUCUAGGAGUAAUACAUUUAUGUGCUAUUCUGGAAUAUACCUGGGCUGUUUAUUUAUUUGCAUGUUCAGGCUUAUCAUUGGAUUUUCGUGAUAAACAUGGAUGGACAGCUCUUCAUUGGGCAGCAUAUUAUGGAAGAGAGAAAAUGGUUGCAGUCCUUUUAUCUGCUGGUGCAAAGCCAAAUUUGGUAACUGACCCAACCCCUGGAAUCCCUGGUGGAUGCACUUCUGCUGAUCUUGCAUCUUUAAACGGGUAUGAUGGCUUAGCAGCUUAUCUUUCAGAAAAGGCUUUGGUAGAACAGUUCAACGAAAUGAGCAUAGCUGGGCAUGCCAGUGGUUCCCUUGAUACCAGCUCAACUGAUAAUUUAAACACUGAGAACCUCAGCGAGGAUCAGCUGUACUUAAAAGAUACGUUGGCAGCUUAUAUGACAACUGCUGAAGCUGCUGCACGUAUACAGGCUGCAUUCAGGGAGCGCUCUCUAAAACUACGGACCCAAAAAAUUCAGCUUUCCAUUCCAGAGGCUGAAGCACGCAGUAUAGUCGCAGCAAUGAAGAUUCAACAUGCCUUUCGCAAGUAUGAGUCACGAAAAAGGAUAGCAGCUGCUGCACGUAUCCAACAUAGGUUCCGCACAUGGAAAAUCCGUAAAGAAUUCCUUAAUCUCCGUCAUCAGGCUAUCAAAAUUCAAGCUGUUUUUCGGGGUUACCAAAUGCGGAAGCAGUACCGUAAAAUUCUUUGGUCAGUUGGUGUGCUUGAGAAAGCAGUUCUGCGCUGGCGUUUGAAGAGAAAAGGUUUACGUGGUCUUAAUGUUGAUCCUAUUGAAGCAGAUCUGUCCCAGAAGCAGGAAGGUGAUGCAGAGGAAGACUUCUAUCGAACUAGCCGAAAGCAAGCUGAAGAUCGUGUUGAGAGAUCUGUUAUACGGGUUCAGUCUAUGUUUCGUUCAAAGAAAGCACAAGAACAAUAUCGGAGAAUGAAGAUGUCCCAUAAUCAAGCAAGGCUGGAAUAUGAAGAGCUUCUUCACCCCGAUAUUUACAUGAAAUAGGUGAGAGACGGAGGGGUUAUGCAGAAACAGGUUUCAACAAAGUUCAGAUACUGGGAGUCUAGUUGUUCAUGUGCAAGUGAAGGAAAAAAGAUGGAUUCCAAAAGAGUUUUCUGUGGUCUUGUAGUUUGUACAUGUUGUAAAUGCCCAAAUUAAGAUCGCCUGCACUUUUGACACUCUGCAAAGUGUUUUUUAAGAUUUGAGAGGAUCAUGGGUUCAGUCGUCUUGUUGUGGGUCCUUUUUAUUUUUAUUUUUUUUAUUAUUUUCCCUCCUGGUAGUAAUCUUGUACACAAGAUCUAGGAAUAACUUGUGUUUGUGAGCUUAAUUUAGUUAAAUAUGGGUAGGCAAUAGCUUUACCAUGGCCAUUGGCAUCAGGUUAACUUUCAAA
Molecule: messenger RNA, 3438 nt
Organism: Carya illinoinensis
Lineage: Eukaryota; Viridiplantae; Streptophyta; Magnoliopsida; Fagales; Juglandaceae
Product: calmodulin-binding transcription activator 5-like
Exons: 14
Coding region: 288-3053 (921 amino acids)
Biological process (GO): regulation of transcription by RNA polymerase II
Cellular component (GO): nucleus
Molecular function (GO): transcription coregulator activity; double-stranded DNA binding; protein binding
Source: RefSeq, a predicted model, not a curated record